ACAUAUAUAAACUCCAUUUUGGUAUCUUGUAAUUGCUCAAACGGAUUCAUCUAUCUAUAGCUAGUAAGCUUUGCUUUAAAAGAAAGUGUGCAGAGCAGACAUGGAAGUUGAAAUCAUUUCAAAAGAAACUGUCAAACCCUGUUCUUCAACACCUGAACACCAAAGAACUUACAAGCUCUCUCUUCUUGACCAGUUGGCUCCUCCAGUUUACAUUCCAAUCGUUCUUUUUUAUUCAACAACCGGAGAAAAUUCCUCCCAAAAAUUAUCUGAUCACCUGAAAACAUCAUUCUCAGGGGUAUUAACCCAUUUCUAUCCUUUGGCGGGACGAAUGAAAGAUGGAUUUUCCAUUGACUGUAAUGAUGAAGGUGCUCCAUAUGUUGAAGCUAAUGUAGCUGGAGACAUGUCUAUCGUUCUUCAAGAACCAGAGAUACAUCAGCUGCAAAAGCUAUUACCAUGCAAUCCAUAUGACAUAUCGUCCGAUAUCAGUUCCCAGGUAAUCCUAGCAGCUCAAGUGAACCAUUUUGAUUGUGGUGGAAUGGCAAUCAGUAUAUGCAUUUGGCAUGCAAUUGCUGAUGCAUCAGCUGCCGCUUCUUUUAUUACUAGCUGGGCUGCAAUGGCCUGUGGUGCUAGUGAUUUUCAAGGUGUGAAUGUGGAUUGCACCUCGCUUUUCCCUCCGCAAGACAUGCGGAGCUUCUCGUUGCGAAAUUUCGUAAAGGAGGAAUUAUCAAGUAAUAUCUUGGUGAAAAGAUUCUUGUUUGAUAGUUUAAAGUUAGCGGCUCUAAAAGAAAAAGUAGGCAGUGGCCCUUGUCUGGAUUGUCCAACUCGAGUUGAGGCCGUAGCAGCCCUCAUUUGGGGGGCCGUGAUGGCUGCAAGUACUGAAGAAGAAGAAGACGAAAGUACUAGAGAAAUAAAUGUUGCAACAAUUUCAGUAGGUUUGCGUAAAAGAUUGAUUCCACCACUACCACAACUAUCCAUAGGAAAUAUUUAUCAAGUGGCACUGGCAAAUUGUUCAAAGAAUGAGAAUAUGCUAGACUACAAUGGAUUAGCAGGAAAGCUUCAUGAGUCAAUAGGAAAGAUGGACAAUAACUUUGUCAGGAAGAUCCAUGCUGGUGGGGGGUACUUCCACUUUCUGAAGAAAAAGGCUGAAGAGCUUGGUAGAAGACCUAACCUGACGAGGGUUUUUGGUUUCAGUAGCUGGUGUAGAUUUCCAUUCUAUGAAGCUGAUUUUGGAUGGGGAAAGCCUACCUGGGUUGGCACUGCCAUGAAGCUAUACAAGGUUGCCAUUUUUAUAGACUCAAAAGAUGGCCAGGGAAUAGAAGCUUGGGUGUCAUUGCCUAAGGAAGACAUGGCAAAGUUCGAGCAGAAUCCUGACAUAUGUGCGUAUGCGUCUUUCAAGCCAAGCACAUAAGUAAUAGUGCAAUUUUCCUUUUCAAACCAGAGGAGGAGAAAUUAAUGAAAAAAGAUUCUAUAAUGCAUUAGGAAGCAGAUUCGAUGCAUUACUAUAUAUAUUCCAUGUCAAGUUAAUGUUCUCUUAAAAAUAAAAAAUACAGUGGCCUCUUACAGCAACACAUCCACAGUGUUAUCUGAGAGGACAAAACAUUCAAUGUUCGUAUUCCAAGCACUUAGGUGCUUCACCCUUCUUUUGUCUAUUAAAUCAAUGUGCGUUAUAUUAAUAAGGUUUAGCAAUUUCCUGAUGAUUAUUAUGCGGGAUUGUAUCUGCAGCAUUCUCAAAUAUAUCAUAUAUUUCUAUUGAAAUUAAAAUUUAUCAUUUCUAUUA
Messenger RNA from Ricinus communis (castor bean), 1777 nucleotides. Its product is annotated as stemmadenine O-acetyltransferase. The record is from RefSeq and is a predicted model, not a curated record. Bases 101 to 1408 code for a protein of 435 amino acids. Lineage: Eukaryota; Viridiplantae; Streptophyta; Magnoliopsida; Malpighiales; Euphorbiaceae. The transcript has a single exon.